AACUCGGACGAACAGAAGAUGGAAUAUACUUACCUCGGCAAGUCUGGCUUGAAGGUCAGCAAAAUCAUCCUCGGAUGUAUGGGUUUUGGAAGCUCCAAGUGGCAGGACUGGGUUCUCGACGAGAAGGAAGCUCUGCCUCUGCUCAAGUACGCCUACGACAAGGGUAUCACGACAUGGGAUACUGCAAACACUUACUCCAACGGCGAGUCAGAGCGUAUUAUCGGUAAGGCGAUCAAGCAAUACAACCUUCCUCGCGACUCCCUCGUCAUCAUGACAAAGUGCUUCUUCCCUGUCUCAAAAGAAGACGUCUCGCAGAAUGUCAUGUCUGGCGGUGUCGACCCCGAUCAACUUGGUCUCAUCAACCAGUACGGCCUCAGCCGCAAAGCCAUCUUCGCCGCCGUCGACGCCAGCCUAAAGCGCAUGGGCACCGACUACAUCGAUCUCCUGCAGAUCCACCGACGUGAUCCUAACACACCCAUUGAGGAGACCAUGGAGGCUUUGCACGACCUGGUCAAGUCAGGGAAGGUCCACUACAUCGGUGCUUCGUCCAUGUACGCAUGGGAAUUCUUGCAGAUGCAGCAGGUUGCCGAGAAGAAUGGAUGGACCAGGUUUGUGUCGAUGCAGAACUUCUACAACCUCCUUUACAGAGAGGAAGAGCGCGAGAUGAUCCCGAUGUGCAAGGCCACUGGCGUAGGUGUAGUCAACUGGUCACCCAUCGCCCGUGGCUUCCUCGCUCGUCCUCCAUCUGCAACAACUACCCGAACUGAGACGGACCCUACCAUGCAAAUACUCGUCGAUCCGGAGACCAAGAAGUUACGCAACUCAGACGCCGAAACUGUACGCCGCGUUCAGGAGCUGGCUGAGAAGAAGGACGUUUCCAUGGCACAAAUCGCCACGGCUUGGAACCUGUCCAAGCAGGGUGUCACCGCACCAAUUGUUGGAGUCAAGAAGGAGAGCCAGAUUGAUGAUGCGCUUGGUGCCUUGAGCGUCAAGCUUAGCGAAGAAGACAAAGCAUAUCUUGAAGAGUGCUACCAGCCGAAGAACGUCGUCGGUCACAAAUAAAAGCUAGACGUAUACGAUAGGAGAUGCAACGGUACGAUGGAGUUAGAAUGACAAACGCAGCCUCAAUCCACGAGCUCCACUGUGC
Messenger RNA from Saitoella complicata NRRL Y-17804, 1147 nucleotides. RefSeq names its product Aldo/keto reductase. The transcript has 4 exons. Bases 19 to 1062 code for a protein of 347 amino acids. NCBI's taxonomy places the organism in Eukaryota, Fungi, Ascomycota, Saitoellomycetes, Saitoellales, Saitoellaceae. The record is from RefSeq and is a predicted model, not a curated record.